Messenger RNA from Haemonchus placei, 540 nucleotides. Lineage: Eukaryota; Metazoa; Nematoda; Chromadorea; Rhabditida; Trichostrongylidae. The record is from the annotation of a GenBank genome assembly.
AUGUGGAGGAAGUUCGAACAGCAAGUGGUAUCGGAACUACCUGAGUCCCACCUCUCUUCCGUCCAUGGGAAGGCUGAAUUUGAUAAGUGUAUUGUAGAAACGCAAUUUCUGCUAGACUGUGGCCUGUUCGAGACGGAAACACUGCUGGUUGUUGCCGAUCCAUGCGACGACGUCGGUUCAGCAGGAAGUGCUCUGAACGCUCUUCUGACCACGGGUACACCUGGGGAAUCUCUUCCUCUCGGAGCCGGCUUCCUUCCUUCGUCGAAAAUCGCUGAAUGCCCUUGGAUCAUGCCGGACUACCCAAUAGUUCAUACGAUACGCAACGUAAACGUACUAGCCACGAAUUGUGAUUAUGGAGUGUGGAUUUGUGGAACGGACACAUUGUGGAAACUACCAGGUAAUCCAAAUAAAUUCAGUCUCAAGCCUGACGAAAUAUCUGCGUUCUGCUUCGAGGGAGAUUGUCAACAGACGUUAAGUCAUGGAACAUAUCAAGUCGAUGACGAGAUCGUUGAGUUACCGCUGUCAAUAUGCCGGAGAUAG